Messenger RNA from Amaranthus tricolor (Joseph's coat), 1356 nucleotides. RefSeq lists its product as uncharacterized. The coding region runs from base 1 to 1356 and encodes 451 amino acids. Lineage: Eukaryota; Viridiplantae; Streptophyta; Magnoliopsida; Caryophyllales; Amaranthaceae. Gene Ontology annotation, molecular function: zinc ion binding; nucleic acid binding. The transcript is spliced from 7 exons. The record is from RefSeq and is a predicted model, not a curated record.
AUGAGGAUGAUUUAUGGGGAUGCAAAUGAGGAGUAUAGUAGGUUUUGGGAUUAUGCAGAAGCAAUAAGAAAGUUAAAUUCAGCUUAUAAGGAGGGUUUUGUGACUCGGUGUCGACGUAUCAUUAGGGUUGAUGGAGAACAUUUAAAAGGGCCAUAUCCUGGAAUAUUGUUGACUGCAGUAGCUAAGGAUGGGAAUAACAACAUAUUUCCCAUAGCAAUAUUUCCCAUAGCGUGGGCUAUGGUUGCAACAGAGAGUGCAAAUACUUGGACAUGGUUCUUAGCGCUUCUAGUUGACGACAUUAACUUAGUGACAGACAAAGAUAGUGAAAUUACAUUCAUGAGUGACAGACAAAAGGGUUUGAUAGAUGCAUUGAAAAAUGUUGUCCUACAGUCAGAAGUUAGAUUUUGUUGUAGAUAUAUAUGGACAAACUUUAAAAAGCAAUUCUCCAGAGAGCUAUUUAGGCAUUUAUUAUGGAAGGCGGCCAGAGCUACAACUAAUUAUCAUUUUCAACAACAAAUGACUGCAAUUAAAGACAUAUUAGUAGAGGCGUACGAGUACUUAGUUGCCAUUCCUAGUGCCCACUGGUCCAAACAUGCAUUUACAACAAAGAGUAAGUCUGGAAUGUUACUCAACAAUUGUUGUGAAUCCUUUAACAAUGUGUUGAGAGAUGCUAUGGGAAAGCCUAUCAUUUCAUUAAUGGAAUGGAUCAGAAGAUAUGUCAUGCAAAGUUGUGCAGCAAAAAGGGAAGGCCUGAUGGAUGAAGAUGAUGAAACAUACGUGGUUAACCUACAAACUAUGAAAUGCACUUGCUACAAGUGGAAUUUAUUGGGAAUACCAUGUACACAUGCAAUGGCUUGUAACUCGAGAAGGAAAUUAGAUUUUGUUCCUUAUGUCAAAGAAGCAUAUUAUGUAAGUACAUAUGUAAGAACAUGUUCGCCAAUAUUUCAUGGUAUGCCUGGACAUAAACAAUGGACAUCAAGUAAAUUAGCUAGGCCUCUUCCUCCACCUUUUCGAAAUAUGCCAGGGAGGCCGUCAAAGAAGAAAAGAAAGCCAGAAGCUGAUGAGGGUAGGGAUGGUAAGAAGAAAAAGGAAAGUUUGGUUAGUAGGGGAAAGAAGAAUAAAUGUGCAAAUUGUGGUAACUUUGGGCAUUACAAGAAAACUUGCAAGAAUCCACUACAAGUGCAUCGAAGGCCAAGCCUAGAUCUUGAAAAUUGGGGAAGAAGACUUGAGUUUGGGUUCCUGGGAAUGAAAAUGUCAAUUAGGAAGGCCAAAAAGGAUGACACAAAAGGACAUAUAAAUGGGGAGUACUUUAAAUCAGAAUCAAUGUUGUCCUUUCUCAAAAGGCAUCAGCAUUAG